AUGUCGCAGAAUAUAACAAAACCCUUUUUUAGGGUUUACAUAUCUCGGUGGUUUGUGUUGGGGUGUAUAGGCAGCUUGCUGGGGUGUAUAGGCAGCUCAGCAUACACCCCAAAACGCAGCAGCAACAGCAGCAGCAACAGCAGCAGCAGCAGCAGCAGCAGCAGCAGCAGUUUGUCUCCUUUUGACUCUCCUUUGUCUGUCUCUCCUUUUGUUUUUAUCGAAGCAGCAGAAAGGGGAGAUACAGAAGCAGAGACAGAAUCAGCAGCAGCAGCAGCAGCAGCAGCAGGAGAAUCAGCAGCAGCAGCAGAAGAGGAUGAAGGGGAGUUCGCUGCAGGCGAGACAGCAGCAGAAACAGAAGCAGAAGAGACAGAAUCAGCAGCAGCAGCAGCAGCAGCAGCAGCAGGAGAAUCAGCAGCAGCAGCAGCAGAAGAGGAUGAAGGGGAGUUCGCUGCAGGCGAGACAGCAGCAGAAACAGAAGCAGAGAAACCCCCAGCAGCAGCAGCAGCAGCAGCAGGACAAAGAAAAAAACCAUCAGCAGCAGCAGCAGCAGCAGCAGCAGCAGAAGAAGAAGAGGAAGCAGCAGCAGCAGCAGAAUCAGAAAGAGAAGAAUUACCGCCCCCCUCUAAACCCUCUCCCCCUGCAGCAGCCCUUGAACCCUCAACAGCAGCAGCAGCAGCAGCAGCAGCAGCAGCAGCAGCAGCAGCACCAGCAGCAGCAGCAGCAGCAGCAGCAGCAGCAGCAGAAUUUUUACCUGUUUCUAGCUACAGCGAUGGAGCUGAGCUCUGCAGCUCUCUCUCCUGCCGAUCCGUCCUCUCGGGCGCCAGCCCCUCAACACCCAUCAAAGGUAAACCCUAA
This is a messenger RNA of Eimeria mitis, 855 nucleotides long. RefSeq lists its product as uncharacterized. The transcript has 2 exons. Lineage: Eukaryota; Apicomplexa; Conoidasida; Eucoccidiorida; Eimeriidae. The record is from RefSeq and is a predicted model, not a curated record. Bases 1 to 855 code for a protein of 284 amino acids.